AUGCGUUCGGCGGAGAUAUCAGUCAGCUCACAAGUCCUCAGCGAGUUCAACACUCGCGAGGCUAGCGAGCUCCAUGAGGCCAUGAACGAGCUCGGCGCCUGCGGCGUCGGCCGGAUCGUCAACCUGCCCCAGAUCAUUGUCGUCGGAGGGCAGUCGUCCGGCAAGUCUUCCGUCCUCGAGGCUCUAUGCCGCAUCCGCUUCCCCAUCAAGGACGGCCUCUGCACACGGUUUGCGACCGAGCUGGUGCUUCGGCCGUCGCUGGAAGGCAGAGUCAGGGCCACGGUUCUACCGGCGGACAAGAACAAACCGCCGCAGCAUUUCCAGACAAGCGGGUUCAGGGAGGAGGAUCUGCCUAGUAUUAUUCAGGAUUCACAAGGGUACAUGGAACUCUCCGGGACCGGAUUCUCCAAAGAUGUUCUCCGUCUUGAGAUUGAAGGACCCAAUCUUUAUCCUCUGACGUUGAUCGACCUGCCUGGUCUUUUUGAGAACGUUGCAGAAUCACAGACGCUGAGCGACAAAGAAACUGUCAAUGCCAUUGUGUCCGAGUACAUGAAGCAGCAACACAGUAUUAUCCUCGCCGUCAUCACAGCCGAUCUUGAUCUCUCAAGACACGGCGCUCUCGACCGAGUCAGGGCAGUUGACCCUGAUGGCUCGAGAACCAUUGGCGUGAUUACGAAGCCAGACCUUGCUCUUCCCGGCACGGCCAGAGAAGCGGCAUACGUGAAGUUGGCUAGCAACCUAGAAGGCGCGAACAAGCUAGAACUCGGUUGGCAUGCUGUACGGAACAGGACCGAGCUUGAGAAGGAUGUCAACGCCCGAGACGACAUCGAGGACAGGUUUUUCAAGAACCCGGAAUGGGCUUCAGUGCCAAAGCAGAAUCUUGGCAUCUCAAAUCUACGGAAGCGGUUGAGCAGAGUUUCGUACGACCACAUUCGAAAGAAUCUACCUCGAGUCAUCCGCGACAUCGAAAGCAACAUGGUGGAACGGGAGAGUGAGCUCGCCCAAUUAGGGAACCCUAGGUCAAACUUGGACGAGAUGAGAGCGUAUCUCAUUAAAAUUGCCAGCGAAUUUCAGCGUCUUACCCGCGAUGGGAUCCAAGGCCGAUACGAGGAUGCUUUCUUCGGUGGUCUGAGGGAUGGAGACCUAAAGUUCCGGGCUUUGCUCAGAAAUUUCAAUCGCGCGUUUGACCAUGUUCUGAAUACGAAGGGAUCUACGAUAAACAUCGUUCCUUCAUCUUCUUUAUCUAACAAAGCAGCAACGGAGGAGCCAGCGUCUGAGAGCUUAAAAUUGUUCCUGAGGAAGUACCCCUACAGAUUCCCUGAUCCUGUCAUCAGAAAAGAGUCUGAGGUUUUGAGAGAGCUACAACAGCAAGCCUCAAUGAACCAAGGAACAGAAUUCCCCGGACAGCCCAACAAAGACCUUGCGAUCCGUUUGUUUCAGGAGCAAGCGAAGCCUUGGGAACCGAUCGCUCAAUUUCAUGUUGACCGCGUCACUCUUGUUGCAAAAGCAUUCGUUGAUGCGGUCUUCACACAUCUUGCUGGGCCACCUGACUCCAACCGAACGACCGAAAUUAUCCUGUCCACUUGUGUUGAUCCAUUCUUCCAUGCAAAAGAGAAGAUUCUGAAAUCUAAGCUUCAGGAGCUUUUGAAGCCGUACGCCAACGGGUACUCGGUUGCACUCGACGCAGAGUUUCACUCGGCCUUUUCUUUCAAGGCUAAUGAGAGAACGACUAACCGGAUUUACAACCUACUGAAAGACAAAAGUGCCGGAGAGAAGCUCAGUAGAGCAAUGAUAUCGGCUGCUGUAUCGGAUGACAACGACACCAGAGAUGGCGAGUAUGGUGCGCAGACUGUCAUCGACAUGAUGCGAGCGUACUACGAGACCGCGCGACGAACGUUUGCAGUCAACGUGAUCAACCUCGCUAUUGAAAGCUGCUUGAUUGCAGACAUGCCUUCUAUUCUCACGCCCACCGAGGUUUCCAUCAUGCCUGAGCAUCGACUCAAAGAGCUUACCUCAGAAUCUGAGGAUGUGCAGGACCGCAGGAGGCACUUAAAAGAGGAUGUGGAUGUCCUUAGAAGAGGACUGGCUAUCUGCCAAAAGUAUCAGCCCAGAGGCGUGACAGCCUUCCCAUCCCACCCUCAGCCCAGAGUUCCGCUCACCCUGAAUCUUCAGCAACCAGGCGCAGAACCAAAUGGCGAUCAAGCGUCCCAGGCACCACCGUCAUCUUCAAGCUUUUACAGUCCCAGAUCCAUUGAUGUUUCGAUGGCAACGUCUCCCUCGCCUGUGAACACUCCAGCCCCGGCAAAACCGUCCAGGUAUAUGUUUGGAGGACCAUCUGUCUUUGGGGGGUUCGGAGGAUAG
Clonostachys rhizophaga is the source of this 2361-nucleotide messenger RNA. NCBI's taxonomy places the organism in Eukaryota, Fungi, Ascomycota, Sordariomycetes, Hypocreales, Bionectriaceae. The record is from the annotation of a GenBank genome assembly.